GAGAGAGAGAGGGAGAGAGAGAGAGAGAGAGAGGAGCAGCUAAACAGGUGGUCUGGAAACACAGAAAACAAUGUCGUCCGGCGGGGAGAAGCGGAAAGAGCUCCAGUCGUGUCUUCUCUGAAGGAAUAGCAGAACCGGCUCAAACCCAUGCGCCUGUCGGGCUCCCACCAGGAUUUUCCCUCUUCCUCCUCCUCCUCUUCCUCCUGUCGGUUUUGCCCCGAAUCCGGGGAAGAUCUGGGAUCCUGAACCAUGAAAGUCACGGUGUGUUUUGGCCGGACCCGGGUGGUGGUUCCGUGCGGGGAUGGGAAUAUUAAAGUGCACGCGCUCAUCCAGCAGGCUGUCAUGAGAUACAAGAAAGCGAUCGCCAAGGACGCCACUUACUGGCUGCAGGUCCACCGGCUGGAGCACGGCGACGGAGGGAUCCUCGACCUGGACGACGUGCUCUGCGACGUGGCCGACGACAAAGACAGGUUGAUCGCCGUAUACGACGAGCAGGAGCCCCAUCAUGGCGGCGACGGCACCAGCGCCAGCUCCACGGGGACGCAGAGCCCCGACCUGUUCGCCGCAGACCUCAGCGCCGGGAGCGGCGCCUCGGCCUUUCAGCCCUACCAGGCGGCCAGCGAGAUCGAGGUCACGCCGUCGGCGCUACGUACCAACAUGCCCCUCCAUGUGCGGCGCAGCAGCGAUCCCGCCCUGACCACCAUCAACGGGCCGUUCGGCGGCGGCGGCGGCGAAUCACGGGUCCAAACGGAAGACGCGCCGUCGAGGAAGAACCCGACGCGCUGGUCCACCACCGCCGGCUUUCUGAAGGUUCGCCACGCCACCGGUACCAACAGCCUGGAGAGAAAGGGUAAAAACACGGACACGUACCGCAGCCUGCCUCGAGACGCCGGGGGCUGGGCCAAUCAGAGGGAGUUUCAGAGGGAGACGGCCCGCUCGUCCCUCAGCGCCAACCAUCCAAUGGUGGACCGCUGGCUGGAGAGACAGGAGCAGGAUGACGACACCAGAGAGGAGGAGAACGGGAGGAUCGAGCCUGUCGGGCGAGCCGACUCCUGCCUGGACCACGCUCCCGUGAAAUCCCUGGAAGAUAUUGUCAAACUGGUGGAGGUGUCAAACGACGGCGGGCCCCUGGGAAUCCACGUGGUGCCUUUCAGUGGCAGGGACCGCAGGACUCUUGGCUUGUUGGUCAAGCGUCUGGAGCGGGGAGGGAAGGCCGAGCAGCAGGGCCUGUUCCAGGAGAACGACUGCAUCGUCCGUAUUAAUAACGGAGACCUGCGAAACAUCCGAUUCGAACAAGCUCAGAACAUGUUCCGCCAAGCCAUGCGCUCCCCGGUCAUCAUGUUCCACGUGGUGCCGUCCUCCAUGAAGGCCCACUACGAGCAGCUGUCGCAGGCCGAGAGGAACCCGGCGUACUCCUCCGGCCGCUUCAGCCCCGACUCCCUGGGCGGCGGCAGCGUGUCGGGCGUCGACCACACGCCGCAGAGGAUGUCCAGGCACGGGUCUCAGUCGCACCCGCACUCCCACCCGCACCCCCACGCCCACCCCCACGCCCACCCGGACCAGACGGACGGCUACCCGCCCAUGACCCACCCGGCCGUGUCGGCCGCCAAGCCUCCCACCGGCCACGCCCACUCCCCGCAGAGGGCGCUCAACUCCACGCCCACGGCGGGCUACACCAAGAAGAUCGGGAGGAGGCUCAACAUCCAGCUGAAGAAAGGCCCGGAGGGACUCGGCUUCAGCAUCACGUCGCGGGACGUCCCCAUCGGGGGCUCGGCGCCCAUCUACGUGAAGAACAUCCUUCCCCGGGGGGCCGCCAUCCAAGAUGGCCGCCUCAAGGCGGGAGACAGGCUGCUGGAGGUGAACGGCGUCGACCUGAACGGCCGCACCCAGGAGGAGGUGGUGGCGUUGCUCCGGGCAACGCCGAUGGGCGGGGCCGUGUUCCUGCUGGUGCUGCGCCAGGAGGACGCCUUCUUACCCCGUGAAGUGAACGCUGAGGCCCAGAUGCAGUCCUCCAGAGAUUCGCUUCCGAGGCAGCCCGUGGCCGUCGGGAAACCCCAUUGGCUCGGCGAGAAGGCGGAGGAGGACGAGUUGGUCUUGACUCCAGACGGUACCAGAGAGUUCCUGACCUUCGAGAUCCCCCUCAGUGACUCCGGCUCGGCGGGUUUGGGUGUCAGCGUCAAAGGCAACCGCUCCAAGGAAAACCAUGCGGAUCUGGGCAUCUUUGUGAAAUCCAUCAUCAAUGGUGGAGCGGCCUGUAAGGACGGACGCCUGCGGGUAAACGACCAGCUAAUUGCUGUCAACGGCGAGUCGCUGCUGGGCAAAACCAACCAAGACGCCAUGGAGACGCUUCGCAAGUCGAUGUCAACGGAGGGUAACAAGCGUGGGAUGAUCCAGCUCAUCGUGGCCAGACGAGUGGCUAAAAGGAGUGAGGAGACGCCAGGGAGCCCGAUGGGACCCCAGCAGACUCUGAACACCUCCCUGGACGACCACGAACGGAGAAUCUCACACUCUCUCUACGGCGGCCUCGAGGGGCUCGACGACAACCUGAUGCCACGACAAGGAAUGAUGCCACGCACAAUAGGGAACUACCAGCUGUCGCCGACCGUCAACAUGCCGCAGGACGACACCGUGAUCAUCGAGGACGACCGGCCGCCGCUGCUCCCGCCUCACCUCUCCGACCAGUCGUCGUCCAGCUCUCACGACGACGUGGCCUUCGCCGCGGACGUGACGCCGUCGUGGGCCAAAGAGCCGCCCGUUCAGAACGACAGCUCCCUGAAUCCAGACGAGAAUCAGGCCGACGGCGCCUUCCAGAGGGAAGGCUUUGGACGCCAGAGCAUGUCGGAGAAGCGCACCAAGCAGUUCGGAGACGCCGCUCAGCUGGAGAUCAUCAAGACACGCAAGUCCAAGAGCAUGGAUCUAGUAGCCGACGAGAUUAACCUCAGCCCUCGUCCCGAGGCCAACGCAGGUUCCUCCACGAAGGACGUGGGCCCGUCGCUGGGCCUGAAGAAGUCCAGCAGCCUGGAGAGCCUGCAGACCGCCGUGGCCGAGGUGACCCUCAACGGGGACCUGCCCUUCCACAGGCCCCGCCCCCGCAUCAUCAGGGGGCGGGGCUGCAACGAGAGCUUCAGGGCCGCCAUCGACAAGUCGUACGACCGGCCGGCGCCCGCCGAGGAGGACGACGAGGGCAUGGAGACAUUGGAGGAGGACACGGAGGAGAGCUCCAGGUCGGGCCGGGACUCGGUGUCCACGGUGGCGGACCAGACGCCGCUGUCCGGCACCGAGAAGCCCCUGGUCAACGGCACCAGCCGCGCCAAAGAGGAGAAGAAGAAGGACAAGGACAAGGGAGGGAAGGAGAAGAAGAAGCAGCAGGAGGGAGGAAAAGACAAGGACAAGGACAAAGACAAGGGAAAAGCCAAGAAAGGGAUGCUGAAGGGACUGGGAGACAUGUUCAGGUUCGGGAAGCACCGCAAAGACGAGCGGCCCGGAGAGAAGAUGGACCGCAAAGGCUCCAGCAAGUGGAGGCCGGAGGAGACGCAGGCGUCGGACGAGGAGACGAUGAAGAUGAGGAUGGAGCAGGAGAGGAUUCAAGCCAAGACCCGGGAGCUGCGGGAGCGCCAGGCGCGGGAACGCGACUACGCCGAGAUCCUGGACAUGAGCCGCUCGCCGGAGCGCUCCUCCGAGGAGGACCACCCGUACGCCGGCGUCAACAACAACGCCCUCAACAGCUCGGUGGACAGCGGCCACAGCCGGCCCCACAGCCCCCGGGACGACCAGCAGCAGCUGCACCACCCGCACCACCAGCACCAGCACUCCGACACGCUCUACGCGCCAGUCGGCAAGGCGCGCGGCGACCGGCCUCCGUCUGCAGACAGUAACCGCCUGACCCCGAGCAACCACGACCGGAUACAGAGGCUGCGGCAGGAGUUCCAGCAGGCCCAGACCGUCCCGGAGGACCCGGACGACCGCAGGAGGACGUACAGCUUCGAGCAGCCCUGGCCGAGCGCCAGCAGCAACGGCCCUGGAGGCUACAGCCAGCCGGGCCGCCACUCGGUGUCGGUGGAGGUGCAGAUGCAGAGGCAGAGGCAGGAGGAGAGGGACUCGUUCGCCCAGGCUCAGCGACAGUACAGCUCCCUGCCGCGCCAACCGAGGAAGAACCCCAGCUCCGUCUCCCAGGACUCCUGGGACAAGGCGUACCCGCCUGGCGAGGUCUUCCAGACAGCCAAGGACAACCCCAGGUACUCCAGCUACCAGGGCACGAGGAACGGCUACCCAGGCGGCGGCAGCGUCAACGCCAGAGUCCUCCUGGAGGCCCAGGAGCUCCUGAGGCAGGAGCAGCGCCGGCGAGAGCAGGAAGCCAAAGGAAAGCUAAUGCAGGAGAGCACAAGCAACAGCAGCUACGAGGGGUACACAGCACACCUGAAGGACCCAGCCUCGCCCAAGGGUCCGUACCGCCACGACGUGCCGCCUUCGCCUUCGCAGCUGGCGAGGCUCAAUAGGUUAGGGUCGGAGAAAGGAAGACUCUUUUACUCUUGAGGAGUGUCGUUGGACUGGUGGACAAGGAGACGAACAAAGAACAUCCAGUGUCGGAGCUGAAGGGAAUACCUUGAAGGAACGGCAACUGUGGACGCGACAAAGGACAAAGCUAGAGGUCUUAGAGCUUAGCGGUGACCUUAGAGGUAAACAGUUGUGAAGUGUACUCGGUAUGUGGGUGUUUGUGUUCGAUCCCCCACGGUGCUGAUGACCUAUAGCCGUCGUCAGUCAGUCAGUCACUCGCCCUCCUACAGAACAUGAGACACUCAGUGCCUUCUCCGCGUUCACCAACACGCCGCUUGUUCACAGUCGUCCAGGACUCUGAUUCAUCCAGAUCUGGCAUCGUCACGUACUGACAAUCAAAUGGGCAGACAGGCGAGUGAGUGGGCGCUUUUUUUUUUCUUCUUUUUUGGGCUCACGGGGAGGCGUAAGUUUCUGUGUGGGUCUGUGUGUGGGCAUGUGACAAGGUACAUGUUCCGCCACCGAGUACGCGUGUCCCACGGAUGACUCUCCCCACCUGUCACAAAUGGCCCUUCGGUGAGCAUCCGGCCCCCUGACCGGUCGCUGCCUCGCCGUUGCUUUUUUCGCCGUUCUCAUCUUCUCUCCACAAGCGAUGGAGCUCGCAGAACUCCCCCGGGAGCGGGGAAAACAAGGCAAAGUAUGUGAAAGAAAGCAGGGCACAGUGUGUGUUAUUAACAAGAAAGCCCCCCCUUCCCCCCCCUCCAACGCCCCCACCACUCAUAAAUGAUUCAUACUGUGUGUUAUCUCCAUGGAGGAGACUGAGGCGGAGAGGGGAGACAGCUCUGAUCCUCUGCCUGGCCCCGCUGCACGGCUCUGGGCUCAAGUCGUAGAGCUUGCCGUCCUCUCCUCUCCGCCCUCAUCACCUCUCCCGUUCAUUACGCUCAUCCUCUUCUACCUCAUCCCCCCCCCCCCCCCCCCCCCUGCUCGAUCCUCUCCACACCUUUCUCUCAUUUCAACACCCCCAACUCUCUCUGUUGAAUCUUCCUCCAGCUUCCACCCUCCUCCUCCUCCUCCUCUUACUCCUCGUCUCCCAAGUCAGGCUCUGCACUGAAUUUUUCAUCACAAGCCACCUGCUGCCUGCCAGAGCCAAAGAACGCCGCCACCAGAGGCCCCGACAGAGGGCCCAGCUUCUGACAUCAAGAAUGGAAGAGAAGCAAAAAAAAAAAAUAGAAAAAGAGCAGAGAGAGAUGGGUAAAAUAGACAAUGAACCUCCCAGUGUGAGAUUAACUGAAGCUUUUCUCCCAUUUUUAACAAAAGGAGAAAAAAAAAAUCGUCCUCAGGAGUUAAUUGCUUUCAAUUGCUCUAAUUGCUUUGUCUUUUUA
Molecule: messenger RNA, 5873 nt
Organism: Salarias fasciatus (jewelled blenny)
Lineage: Eukaryota; Metazoa; Chordata; Actinopteri; Blenniiformes; Blenniidae
Gene: pard3ab
Product: par-3 family cell polarity regulator alpha, b
Exons: 26
Coding region: 250-4533 (1427 amino acids)
Biological process (GO): microtubule cytoskeleton organization; establishment or maintenance of epithelial cell apical/basal polarity; establishment of cell polarity
Cellular component (GO): apical junction complex; adherens junction; cell cortex
Molecular function (GO): protein binding; phosphatidylinositol binding
Source: RefSeq, a predicted model, not a curated record